AGAGCCCGAGGCGAGUAUGGCUGCACAGUCGUCGCUUCCUCUCCACGGCAGAGUCGCCUCGCUGAACUCGGUGCGAGAGUCGUUGUUAAUUACACAACUAAAUCGUCUGACGCCGAGCUCGUCGCGGCUAAGAUCAACGGUCUUCCAGCCGUUACCGGAAACGGAACAAGAGCGAUCGUGGUUCAGGCCAACGUUUCAGAGCCAAGCCAGGUGAAAUCGCUUUUCGAAGCUGCGGAGAAGGCCUUCGAGUCACCGGUUCAUAUUCUGGUUAACUCGGCGGGAGACCUCGAUCCCAAGUACCCUUUGAUCGCUAACACAUCAGUAGAAGAUUUCGAUCGCACUUUCAGUGUCAAUACGAAAGGGGCGUUUCUUUGCAGCAAGGGAGCUGCUAACAGACUCAAACAAGGAGGUGGUGGUCGGAUCAUACUCCUCACAUCUUCCAUGACCCGAGGAUUGAAGCCUGGAUUCGGCGCCUAUGCAGCGUCAAAAGCAGCUGUGGAAACGAUGGUCAAGAUUCUUGCGAAAGAGCUCAAAGGAACAGGGAUCACUGCAAACUGUGUUGCUCCGGGACCCAUAGCCACCGAGAUGUUCUUCGAAGGGAAGAGCUCGGAGGUUGUGGAGAAGAUAGCCGCAGAGAAUCCUUUUGGAAGAGUCGGCGAAGUCAAAGACGUGGUGCCUCUUGUUGGGUUCUUGGCUGGCGAUGGUGGUGAAUGGAUCAACGGUCAGAUCAUUCCUGUUAAUGGUGGAUAUGUGUAAAAGGAUUAUAUAACAAUAAUAACCAAUAAUGAUUCUGAUUUGAUGCUCA
This is a messenger RNA of Brassica napus (rape), 805 nucleotides long. RefSeq names its product NADPH-dependent aldehyde reductase-like protein, chloroplastic. Gene Ontology annotation, molecular function: oxidoreductase activity. The annotation marks the transcript as partial. NCBI's taxonomy places the organism in Eukaryota, Viridiplantae, Streptophyta, Magnoliopsida, Brassicales, Brassicaceae. The transcript has 2 exons. The record is from RefSeq and is a predicted model, not a curated record.